GGAUGGCAAUUUUUAGUUUGAUUGAACUUUAUUGAAUUAUAGAUCAAGUGAUAAGGAAGACGUACAAAUAUGUUGCUGACUAUGAGAAGAUCUAUGGGCAAUAUUGCCAUCAGAUCUAUGUCCAGACAAAUUAUGCCUUCUAUUGUUGCAGUUAGAAACCUUAGCUCGAAUGGGAACUUCCAAUCUUCACUUUCAUUCUUUCAAAAGGAAAAAUUACCAGCCAACACGAUAGUUAGAUUCGUUCCACAACAAACAGCAUGGAUUGUCGAAAGAAUGGGUAAAUUCAAUAGAAUAUUGCCUCCAGGAGUGGCAUUCUUAAUCCCUGUUUUGGAUAAGAUUACGUAUGUUCAAUCAUUAAAAGAAUCUGCAGUGGAAAUUCCAUCUCAAAAUGCCAUUACUGCCGACAAUGUGUCAUUAGAAUUGGAUGGUGUUCUCUACAUCAAGGUCACUGACCCAUACAAGGCCUCAUAUGGAGUACAAGAUUUCCAAUUUGCCAUCAGUCAACUUGCUCAAACCACCAUGCGUUCCGAGAUCGGUGCCAUGACCUUGGAUGCAGUCUUAAAGGAAAGACUGCAACUUAACUCCAACAUCAAUCGUGCCAUUAACGAGGCUGCCAAGGACCAUUGGGGUGUUGAAUGUCUCAGAUAUGAAAUUAGAGAUAUUCACCCACCUCAAAAUGUUUUGGAGGCCAUGCACAGACAAGUAAGUGCUGAAAGAUCCAAGAGAGCUGAGAUCUUGGAAUCUGAAGGUAGUAGACAAUCCAGAAUCAAUAUCGCAGAAGGUGAAAAGCAAUCGGUAAUUUUAUCUUCCGAAGCAAACAAGCAACAACAAAUCAAUGCUGCUGCUGGUGAAGCUGAAGCUGUCUUAUUGAAGGCCAAGGCAACUGCUGAAGGUUUGAAGAAGAUUGCUACUGCCAUCAAGGAAACCCCUGGUGGAGAGCAAGCUGUUGCCUUGCAAGUUGCUCAAGAAUAUGUCAAGGAAUUCGGUAAAUUGGCUAAGGAAUCCAACACUGUUGUUAUUCCAUCCAACAUGGGAGACAUGGGUAAUUGGAUGGCCAGUGGUAUGGCAAUUUACAAUAACUUGAACAAAACCAUCAACAGUGAAAAGAAGUAAUAGGGAGUUCGUAAAUAGUUCAUGUUCAUAGUCCAAAAAAAAAAAACAAAUACAAAGGAAU
Messenger RNA from [Candida] anglica, 1174 nucleotides. NCBI's taxonomy places the organism in Eukaryota, Fungi, Ascomycota, Pichiomycetes, Serinales, Debaryomycetaceae. The record is from the annotation of a GenBank genome assembly.